GAGGCUGGAGUGGCUGGCAGAAGAGCGCGGGAAGAAGGGGGCAGCAAGAGGAGGAGGAGGAGGAGGAGGAAGGCUGGGCGGGUGAUGCUGAGGGGCCAUGAAGGCUGGCGAGUGAGCCCCGCUGCCCAGCCUUUGCCUUGAGUCAAGAGGAGGCGAGGAAGAAGAAGAAGAAGAAGGAGGAGAGAGGCGUGGGGCUCUGCUCUGCUUCCUUGGGGCCCUUCUCCUCCUCCUCCUCCUCCUCCUCGCGUGGCCAUGCCUUUCGCCAAGAGGAUCGUGGAGCCCCAGUGGCUCUGCCGGCCCCAGCCCCUGGCCUCCCUGCUGGACGAGGGCCCCCAGAGUCCCCCCAGGGGCCCCCCAGGGGCCCCCCCUCAGCAGGGAGAGGGGCCCCCAGCAGAGAAGGCAGGCCGGCAGCAGGAGCAGGACCAGGACCAGGACGACGAGGAGGAGGAGGAGGAGGCAGCAGCAUCAGCCUCGGGGCCGGAGAGCCAGGCGCAGUCCCCCUGUGGCCCGGGCUGCCGGGAGCUGUCCUGGGGGAGCAACGCGGCGCUCUCGCGGGUGCUGCGGCAGCUCUCGGACGUGGCCCGCCAUGCCGGCGCCCUCUUCCAGGAGCUGGAGGCCGAGCUCCACGGCACCCACCGGCGCCUCCGGGCCCUUCAGGGGCGGGUCGGAGGCCUCCAGGGCGCCCUCCGAGGGAUGGACCCCAAGCAGGAGCCCGUCCCUGUCUCAAACCUGGAUGCCGAAAGUAAAUUGAAUGUGUACUUUCGUGCACCUUGGCAUCAGCAAAGAAACGUUUUCCUUCCUUCUACCAGACCAGCUUGUGUUGAGGAGCUGCAUCACCAUGCAAAGCAGAACUUGCGAGCCUUGAGAAGAGAGCAACGAAACCGGGGUGAUAACAGAGACCAGAAAACCCAGAGCCAAAUCUCAGUGGUGGCUCCCCCAUUUCCUUCUUUUCCUGUGAGCUAUAAUCAGAAGUACAAAGAAACAAAGGACCGUCACUUGCUAAAAUUUCACAGCACCCGCUCGCCUUCCCCCACUGAGUGUUGCCACAUGACCCCAUGGAGUAGAAAGUCCCACCAUCCAGAGGAAGAAGACGCAGAUGUCAUGUUAGGGCAGAGGCCGAAAAAUCCAAUACAUAAUAUCCCUACUACACUGGAUAAGCAAACCAACUGGAGCAAAGCACUACCUCUCCCAACUCCAGAGGAGAAAAUGAAACAAGAUUCCCAAGUGAUUUCCUCUUGCGUUAUCCCCAUCAAUGUCACUGGAGUUGGUUUUGACAGAGAUGCUAGUAUACGCUGCUCUCUUGUUCACUCACAAUCCGUGCUACAGCGGAGACGGAAAUUGAGAAGGAGGAAAACCAUCUCUGGCAUCCCCAGAAGAGUCCAACAAGAAAUAGAUUCUGACGAAUCACCAGUAGCAAGAGAACGGAAUGUGAUUGUGCAUGCAAAUCCAGACUUCUCUAAUAACGUGAACAGGAGAACAGGUACCAGGGAUUCUGAGUGCCAAACAGAAGAAAUCCUCAUUGCUGCCCCAUCCCGGAGAAGAAUUCGAGCACAGAGGGGUCAAAGUGUAGUAGCCUCCCUUUCUCAUUCAGCUGGCAACAUAUUGGUGCUGGCAGACAAUGGUGAUGCCAUGUUUACAACAUCAGUAAGCAACCGUGUACGAUCAAGGAGUCUUCCUCGCGAAGGUGCUAGAGCCAAUGAAGUGGAACACCACGACACUGGUGCCAAAAUGUCGGCGUAUGAGGCAGAACACUUUUUAACAAGCCAAGAAAGAAUCUCUACAAAGAGUAAAGAUGCCAUCAAUAACCUGUGUUCUCAAGAACACCAUCCCAUAAGUUUAAAAUGUUCUCAACAUCUUCAUAGUCCAGAUCAUAACUCAAAUGAAAGGGGGAGAUCAAGGUUAUCAAGGAUGGUAGAUUCCGGAAGCUGUGAUAUCUCAUCAAAUUCUGACACCUUUGGAAGUCCCAUUCACUCCAUCUCUACUGCUGGGGUUCUUCUCAGCAGUCACAUGGACCAGAAAGAUGACCAUCAAUCAUCCAGUGGGAACUGGAGUGGGAGCAGCUCAACAUGUCCUUCCCAGACUUCAGAAACUAUUCCUCCUGCUGCGUCUCCCCCAUUGACUGGUUCUUCACACUGUGAUUCAGAAUUAUCACUUAACAUUGUCCCUAAUGCUAAUGAGGACUCUAAUGUCUUCAUAACAGACCACUAUACUGAUCAGAUGGAUAAGAUUAGAGGGCACAGGGCAAGUUCUUUCACUUCCACUGUAGCAGAUCUACUCGAUGACCCCAAUAACAGCAACACAAGUGACAGUGAAUGGAAUUACUUGCAUCAUCACCAUGAUGCAUCCUGCCGUCAAGAUUUCAGUCCUGAACGUCCCAAGACAGAUAGCCUGGGAUGUCCAAGUUUUACAAGCAUGGCCACUUAUGAUAGUUUUAUAGAGAAGACCCCAUCUGACAAAGCAGACACUAGCUCACACUUUUCUGUUGACACUGAAGGUUACUAUACCUCCAUGCACUUUGACUGCGGUCUCAAGGGAACUAAAAGUUAUAUUUGUAACUAUGCAGCUGUGGGCUCUGACAGUGGCCAGAAUGCAAGUGUUGUUUCCAGUUUUACUAACUGCACCUGGCAGGAUUAUGUCAAUCACAAGAGACAAGGAAAACAGAGCAUCUCUCUCAAAAAACCAAAGGCAAAGCCAGCCCCACCAAAACGCAGUUCAUCUUUAAGGAAAUCUGACAGCAGCACAGAUCUUCCUGAGAAGAAAGAACCAAAGAUAAGCAGUGGGCAGCAGCACAUGCCUCACACUUCCAGGGAAAUGAAGCUGCCCCUUGAGUUUUCAAAUACACCUUCAAGAGCAGAAAAUUCUAAUAUACCAAGCAAACAGGAACACUCCUGGGAUAAUUUGGAUGAAAGCGGAUUAAAAAACCUUCCAUAUGAUGCCAUGGACAUCCCAUCCUUUAAAGAUGAAGGUGCUGAGCAAUCUCACUAUGCAGAACUCUGGCUUCUAAAUGACUUGAAAUCUAAUGAUCCAUAUAGGUCUUUAUCCAAUUCUAGCACUGCUACGGGUACUACGGUCAUAGAAUGCAUAAAGUCACCGGAAAGUUCAGAAUCACAAACGUCACAGUCUGGAUCGCGAGCCACCACUCCUUCCCUUCCUUCUGUUGAGAAUGAAUUUAAGUUGGCUUCCCCAGAAAAGCUGGCUGGUUUAGCAUCUCCCUCAAGUGGUUAUUCCAGUCAGUCUGAAACACCAACAUCAUCCUUUCCUACAGCUUUCUUUUCUGGACCCUUAUCCCCAGGGGGGAGUAAAAGGAAGCCAAAAGUACCAGAAAGGAAGUCCUCAUUACAACAGACUUCUUCUAAGGAUGGCAACAUAACUCUACAUAAAGACCUUGAACUUCCAGUUAUACCUCCUACUCAUCUUGACCUAAGUGCUCUUCAUAAUGUCUUGAAUAAACCCUACGCUCACAGACACCAACUACAUGCUUUUAAUAACAACAAGCCUAACGUGGUAGAAGAAGCACUGAACUCUAAUUCUCCACCAGCCCUUGCUAUUACGCCUUCUGUCCUGAAGUCUGUACAUCUUCGAUCAAUCAAUAAGUCUGAAGACACAAAACAAAAAGAUAACACAGACCUCCUCCACAUUCAAGCAAAAACUGUAAUGAAACCACAUGGAAGUAAGAAACAAAUAUUACGCCAGUAUUCCAUGGAAGAUGCCAUAGUGUCCUAUAUUAAUCCUUCUCCAGUACAAAUAACCCCUGAACAACUGCAAGCAGAAUGCAGUUUGACUUUCAGUGAAAAGAAUACCUGUCGAGACACCCUAACCUCAGUAGAUAUGGGUGUUCCAGCAGCUAAGUAUGUAACAGAUCAAACACACUUCGUUCGUGAGGUUUUACAAGAGAGUACUUUAAAAAAAACCUGCAGCAGUUGCCCCGAACGGUUUCCACAAGGCAUGGCAGGCCUUUCUAGAAAUUCUGAAGGGAAGAUAACUACUUGUGGAUUUCAAAAAGAUAAGAGACUUGACCCUGUGCAGCUUCAGCGAGAAUUACCUGCACACUGUGAACAAAAGUUAGAACCUCUUAAUCGAAAUGCACCCCAGUGUGACUCCUCAGUUGGGGUAACAGACAUCAGUUAUCAGCUAAAGCAUCCACUCAGUCUAAGCCAAUGUGAUGACAAAGUGCCUGGGAAUAUCAGCUAUGAACCGGAGAUUUCAACUGUAGAUUCACUCAGUGAAAAAUGUACUGAGGAAGAAAAUUAUACUAUGUCAGGUAUUCCAGCCAAAAGUGCCUCAGAUGAUAAUGACAGGAGAGCAGCUGAGACACAAGGGAUUCCAGAAGAUAUCUUAAAAGACUCUUCUCCAAGUGAUGAUUCCAUAUUCUCACCUUUAAGUGAAGAUUCCCAGGCUGAACCAGAAGAUGCUUUUGUGUCUCCAAAUAAACCUCGAACAACAGAGGAUUUAUUUGCAGUCAUUCAUCGGUCAAAAAGGAAAGUACUCGGAAGAAAAGAUUCUGGAGAUAUUUCUUCAAAGAACAGAUCGAAAGCUUCAUCUAGUACUAGCAACAUGUCUUCUGCCAGCAGCACACCCCCUACAGCUAAUGUUCCUCCAGUUCCAAGUGUGGCAAGCCCACUGUGCAGCCAGCGAUCUCCUGGACUUAUUUACAGGAAUGCCAAAAAGUCCAAUACAUCAAAUGAAGAAUUCAAACUGCUGCUCCUGAAAAAGGGCAGCCGGUCUGAUUCUAGCUAUAGGAUGUCAGCUACCGAAAUACUGAAGAGUCCAGUUUCACCCAAAUCUCCUGGAGAACUAAUUGGGGAUACUCUACAAAAUGCUGAUGAGUCUUCCCAAACCUCAUCAAGUGCUGAGGCAUUAGCUCCUCUCUCUCCUUGCCCCUCAAGAUUAACUGCAGAGGGGACUUCUUCCAAAAGCUUUCCUACAUCAGCAUCAUCACGUGUAGGACGGUCACGGGCACCUCCUGCAGCCAGCAGUAGUCGAUACAGUGUCCGCUGCAGACUGUAUAACACCCCAAUGCAAGCCAUUUCAGAAGGAGAGACUGAAAAUUCUGAUGGGAGCCCUCAUGAUGAUAGAUCUUCCCAGAGUUCUACAUAGGCUAUGUAAGGGCCAGAGCACACUUCUGACUGUUAAAUGGGGGAACUUCACAUUUGCUUGGCUUGUGUGAAUAUAAAAAGCCAAUUCUGUAGCAGCCAAAAACCAUGCAGGGCAAUACUGAUGCUUGAAAAUGCUAAGGAGUGCUGAGAGACUGGAAGAAAGAAAAGUUGAUCUGUAGCUAUUUAUUACUUCACAUUUUCUAUAAGUAGAAGCAUAUGCCGAAAGGGUUAACUUUGGUUAACUGUCAUUCAUUUCUCUCAUAUUUCCUGCCACUGAUGUAGAUUUACAUUAUCCAACUUGCAGAUUCCCCUCUUCCCCUCCAAAGAUGCCAUCAAAACACAAAACAUUAUCCUCACUGUUGUGCUUCCCUAGGUGGGAAAACAUAAAAUUGCUUGAGGAACUGGUAUUUUUUUACAUUAAAACGAAGUGAAACAAAAUUUAGAAGAUAUGAACAAAACAGAUGUAUAUAUCCAUAUUUUUGAUAAAUACCUGUAAAUAGUUAUUGAAGAGUCAGAAAAAAGUGGUUGGUGGCAAAUGAUAACCUUGUUGAAAGACACAAAAAAAAAAUGGAUAAAGUUAUUGACUGUAUUCUGUGAAUACAAUUUUGAUAUCAAACAUAAUUUACAUAUCUACCACAACCACUUGCAGUUAAAUAAUUAAGCCUCUAACAUAAUUUUAACACUUGAAUUAAAGAAAAUCCUCAAUAUAAAUAAAAAUACUAUCAUAUUAAAUAGUAUCUGAUUAAUUCUCUUCCAAAAAUGCUGUUCCAAACAAGCUUUUAUCAAAGUGCAGCUUGUGACAGAGGCUUAUUGGCAGGCACUAUAUAUACAAAUUGUUUAUAAACCAGAUUUUCUGUUGUGGCUUCUCCUUCCACCCCUCUCAAGAUCCUGAGAAAUGUAGUCAUGUGAAAGUGUGAGUAAAAUGAUGACAAAGAAGGCCAGUCAUUUUAUUAAUCAAGCAAAUUCCCUUGUCUCUUAAAAGAGCUACCUUUGAACUAUCCUAAAUUUCUUUGUUUUCAUGAUCACUGCCUCAGUGUCAGACACCACUCUCUUAUCUUUCCCAUCAUGUUUACAUAUGGGAGAGCUGAUCAUAGGUUUGCUUUCCAAACACAUCCCAAGAGGACCUGCAGGUGUCAGUAAUGUAACUUUUCUUUAGCGAAGCAAUGGGCUAGCUAGAUCCCAUAUUUAUAGAUGAUUUUAUUUUUAGAUUUUUCUGCAGAGAACAUUGGUGGUUAACAAUAUUAAAGUACCUAAAGGCAAAAAUUGCACUGAACAGAUAAGAUUUUAAGCCUAAGUAGGGACCUCAUAAACCGAAGAAAACAAAGAAAAAAGCUGGGGCAGAGGAAUGUGCCCUAGCAAUUAAAAACCUAGAGGCCAGCUUAAACAAAUCAGUCUAGAGAGGUUUCCAAACAAGGGAAAAGAAUAAAAUUAACCAAAUACUAAUCAGAACUUGUAAAAAAGAUACCAGAAUACAGUUCCCCAAUCAUCCAGCCAACACGGUCACUUGUCAUACUGCCUGGGAUUGGGUGAUAGUUCAAAAAGUAACUUUUCCAAGUACUGAAUUUAACUGGCAACACAAAUAAGAAGCAAUAAAAGAAAAAAAAAACAUGACGACACAGAACAAGGGGGAAAUGCAGAUUAAUGAGCAAAGAGCAACCAAAGAAA
This is a messenger RNA of Sceloporus undulatus (fence lizard), 6761 nucleotides long. RefSeq names its product NHS actin remodeling regulator (gene NHS). The record is from RefSeq and is a predicted model, not a curated record. The transcript is spliced from 9 exons. Gene Ontology annotation, biological process: cell differentiation; lens development in camera-type eye. NCBI's taxonomy places the organism in Eukaryota, Metazoa, Chordata, Lepidosauria, Squamata, Phrynosomatidae. The coding region runs from base 253 to 5097 and encodes 1614 amino acids.